Molecule: messenger RNA, 10892 nt
Organism: Pomacea canaliculata
Lineage: Eukaryota; Metazoa; Mollusca; Gastropoda; Architaenioglossa; Ampullariidae
Product: oxysterol-binding protein 1-like
Exons: 12
Coding region: 2941-5574 (877 amino acids)
Cellular component (GO): cytosol; intracellular membrane-bounded organelle; membrane
Molecular function (GO): sterol binding
Source: RefSeq, a predicted model, not a curated record
AAAAAAUAGGCAGAGGAUUUGUAUGUGAUACACUCAAGAAAUUUAUCUACACACUCGAUGCUCUCGGCAUGUCAUUGUCAGUAGCUAUAGGCUGAGUGACUGGGUACUUUUCAUUUUUCUUAAUAUUAUCUUUAUAUGUCAUCAGUGUUAUCUGGGUCUAACAAGUGUCACACGAUGGAUAACUUAUUUUUCACCACAUUGCAGCCAUGGGCUGUUUCCACUGAGGCAUUGCAGUUACUCUACGUGUAUUUUGUUUUCAAACACUAAAGUUCACACUUGUAUAUCUUGGCAUAGUCCAAUUAGCAGAUGUAUAUUUUCUUUUUUUUGGUACAGCACUGUUUGCUACCAGUCUUUUUCAUUAUGGCACCACUCUGACCAUCCUCACUGUCCGUCAAGAGAGUGAUGGAAACUUGACCAGUGGACUGUUGGUGGUCCCAGUGGCAAUUAAAACUACACUAGUGCAGUCCACUUACGGAGAGGUUUUGUCAACUCUUUAGCGAUGCUAACAGCAUUAUAGUGGCGCAUGCCGACGGGGGACAUAUUGACUGAAGCAUAUUGAUUGUCGGUCCCGCCCUAUGGCGCGUGCGAGACCGCCUCUGGCUGGACCUUGACCCUCAGUCCUGCGUGUCGUGUUUAGGUCCUGGUAAAACAAAUUGAAGAGUCCGAGGUGUGGAAGGGAUGGUGUUGGGUGGAGAUUGGUUGUGCAUAACAUGGUCCAGUUUUUAGCUGCGGCGACAGUUGAUGCUGUCUGCUAGACGCCAGGUGGUCGCGCCUUGCGCCGCACUUUUGGCCAGAGGUCAAAGUUCAGUCAUGUUGCGCAUGCAGCCGGCGAACACCAAGUGUUGUUACCUUACGUAGAGAGUUUGGGGGCAGGGGAGUAUUUCUGCGAGAGGAAGCAGACCGUGGCAGCUUCGCAGCCCAGUAGCUCUUCUCCCCACCACCACUUCCUCUGUCUCCCCGCCGAACUCGGUGUUGGUGACGAGACGGAAAACGUGUCGCAAGCCCCACUGCACAUCCGUGUAACAUGAAAUUUCAAUUGAAACGACUGCAGACAUCGUUAACACCUGUCGCGCUAGACAGAUGUGACACCCACAUCAGUCGCAGUUCUCACCCGAGGGGACGCACGUCGAUCACAGUACGCAUGUUGUGUCCGACACUCUGGCCUGUCAAGUUGUUCGCAUUACGUCGUAAUUCUACAGCUCGGAACGGCAGCAGAGAUGCACUCGUGCGUUCUAGUGUUUGUUUGUUUGUUUUUUUAGGGGGGAGGGACGCGCCUGAGACGAUCUAUAUUUAGCACCGCUGUGCCGCUUUCUCCGCCUCCGGUGCUAGCGGUGAGCGCGCGGCAUGUUGCCUUGCCCCGGGAUGCCCUCCCGAUGUCAGCCGUCUCCCAACUCUGCAAGCAAGGCCGUCGCAAGAUCAGAAUGCAGUUCUGGCACUGAAAUCAUCUGCGAUCCUCUCGGGAGCCAGCGUGUGGGAGGGGCCGGACAUGGCAGAUGAGUGGGAGAGGGUACGUGAUUGAAACAUCUGGCGCCGUGCCCUCCAUGUCGGCGGCUUCGUUGCGAUAGAAACGAGGCGGGGGGAGAGGGGAGUUUACGGCCAGCACCUGUUUCUUUCCAAGGCAGUAUCGGGACUAAGUGAUUGCUUGCGGCGACAGCGGACAACGUCAUUGCCGUGGACUUCGAGCCCAAGUGCGUGCACGCGCAAGAGAGAGGGAGAGAACGAGAGAAAAUGGCGGUGAAGAGGUCAAGUCUUUGGCCUUGACCGCCGUGUGACGUGAUCAGAGGCAUCCAACUAUUGCCGUGGAGACUUUCACUCGUUGUGUCUGUGCGGUGCUGUGUGCGUGUUCUUGAUGUAGAGACGAGACUAUUCCAGGCCAUCGCACGUCCAUUUCGUGUGCGUUGACGCCCCAAGCGACGCUGCAAGGAUCGAUAAGCUGCACAGGGAGUCGGUGGUGUGUAGUGACGCGGGCUCGUGCGGCACGCGUGCGUAAUGUGUGUGAAUGAUCGCGUGGCGUGACGUGACGUUGGUGGUAGGUAGCACCGACCCUCGACUUUGAUAUUGUGUCCGUUAUCAGGAGCUGUACUUGGGUCCGCUCACGAUUUUGAUGCACCGUUCUUUCCUGGACAGUGGUGGAGAUUUGUGAGAAACAUCAGGUGUGACAAGUGUAACGCUUACCCUGGUUUGCCAAGAGCUGGUAACUAUCAUUCAGAUGCCAUCUGAAUGGGAAGUUAAAUAUAAUCAGUGUGGUUCGAAGGAGUAAAUUUUGUCAAUUUCUAAAGAAUUUACUGGCCUAACAAGCCUGUGGAGCAAGUGCAUGAAAUAAUUUUUUUUAAAAGGAGGAAAAGUGAAGCGUGUUUUUUUUUUUGCCAACAGGCUAUGCCAUAUUUCCAGAUGUUUCCGUCCGUUUUGGGCUAGUAAUAUUUCCGCAUUGCUCAACUGGCAUGCUAGUCGCUCAUCAAUCAGGUUGAGAGGCACCUGAAGUGACUUGUAAGCACUCAUCUGAUGUUCAGAUAACUACACCACUGUUUAUAUUGUGUAUACAAAUAUAGAAAACACCACUACUUGCAUACCUGGCUGCAUCUGAGCAAUUAAAAAUUGUCAACAAGAUGUGGAUAGAAAAAGUGAUUUCUGUUUAUGAUAUACAAGUAGAUAUUAACAAAUCACACACUCAAACAAAUACUUAAAUCCUAUCCUAGUUUUGUGAAAGAUUGUAUUUGUAGGAUCAGUAUUUGGCACAUGUCAGAAGAACAUUGCUGUUUUAAAGACAGUUAAGGUGACAACUUUAGCAUUUGAGGCAAUCAGACAAAACAGUUCAUACAUCACCUUGCACAUACUGUAGCUGCCCUCAAAGGGAACAUAAACAUGCAAAUAACCUUGUAAAAAAGUAUUUAGUAGAAAAUAUACAGGACAGAGUGUGGUAACGGAGUCAGCAUAUCCAACAUGGCUACAGCGCAUACUUCUGACUGCAAUACCACAGGAUCUUAUGUAAUAGAUAAAGGACACUGUAUAGAGGAGAGCAGUGGUAAUCAUGUGUUACAAGAAAGAUCAAAUUCAGAUGCAGACAAUGUCACAUAUAGCUGCAACGGUAUAAGAUCAUCUGAGUCACCAGAUCCUCAGCAAAGAGAUGGGGAUGCUGCAGAGAUAGAAAGGAUGGAAUCUGUACCUUUUAAAACACAAGAAACUGUGUGCAGUGACAAAAGCAUCACCACCACUUCCGCACUGGCUUCAUACAGUGAGGAAGGUGCAAAUGGUGCUGCCUUGAUCACUCAUCCCAUCCCAGAGAUCAGUGUGACAGAUGGUGCAAAUUAUGAUGAGCCCAGUGGUGAGUUUGAUGACAGUGAUGUUGGUGAUGAAGAUUUUGAUGCGGUUGUGCAGGACUUCCAGCCUGACACCUCAGUACAAGAGGACUUUGCAAGUUACGUGGCAGCUAUCGGUCGAGACGACAGUCUUGUGCAGAUUUACUCAGGAGGGCAAGAGAAUGUCCCAGAUGAUCUAUACCUUAUUGAGGACGGUGAGGACUUUACAAUCAAAACAAAACUCCCAAGCCCCCAAUUUCCUGACAAGAACUUUCCAGGUGAGUUACCAGAUCCUUCAAACAAGUUGCACCUGCUGAUAGACGAGGUGGGAAGUAACCUUAACACCCUCUCUGUGCUGGAUGUGAAAGAAGUCUGUGAUGGGAGUACUGCUGAGCUUAAGGACGACAAGGAAGGGUCGCUGGAGGAAGAAGACAGUCUGUAUUUUGAAUACCUGAGCGAUGAUGCUGUGAGUGCUGCCAGCAAGAUUUCUACUGCUGAUUUAAAUGUUCUUGGUGGCAACAGUAUGACAGCAGCUAAUGGAGAUGACAAAGUACUACCCAGCCACUCUGAUUCAAUUCCAUCCGAUGAAGAGGACUUCUAUGAUGCUCUCGAUCAUCAGGUGGAGAAAGAGUUUGAUGUAGCACUUCCUCACAGCAAAGACAAGCAUCACAGACGAACUGGUAGUGACUUGAGCAUGGAGAGUUAUGCCAAUGAUCUAUCCAGUGAAUCUGAGUCAGAAGGCAGUGUCAAUGAAGCAAGAGUCUACACAACUAAGGCUAACUCUCCAAAGAAAGGACUGCAGAGACAGGGCUCUGGGAGACGUGACCAUAAGAGGACAGGUAGUCAAGACAAAAUCCGAAUGUCGAGAUCUCUCCCAGACUCACAGAAUGCAGAGGGCAGUCUGGUGCCAAGGAGGCAGCGAAGAAAAUGGAUCCCUGAGAAACCCAACAUCAGCUUGAACCUUUGGAGUGUCAUGAAGAACUGUAUCGGCAAGGAACUGUCCAAGAUCCCCAUGCCUGUCAAUUUCAACGAGCCUCUGUCCAUGUUACAAAGACUGACAGAGGAGCUGGAGUACUCAGAAAUUCUCGAUCAAGCAGCAUUGUGCGAGGAUUCCUGUGAACAGCUGGCUUAUGUUGCUGCAUUUACAGUUUCUGCAUAUGCAACAACACUAUUCCGAACUGGAAAGCCAUUCAACCCACUUUUGGGAGAAACAUUUGAAUUUGACAGAACUGAGGAUUUUGGAUGGAAGUCUUUAGCCGAGCAGGUAUCCCAUCAUCCUCCCACAUUAGCAACACACACAGACGGACGGGGCUGGACCCUGUGGCAAGAAUUUACCAUGACGACCAAAUUCCGCGGUCGCUAUCUCCAGAUCAUUCCCAUGGGUAUUGCACACUUAACUUUCACCAAGUCUGGUGGUCACUAUACAUGGCGAAAAGUGACAACAACAGUUCAUAACAUCAUUGUGGGGCGGCUAUGGGUGGACAAUCAGGGAGAAAUGGACAUCACCAACCAUAUCACGGGAGACAGGUGCCAUCUGAAGUACUCUGCAUACAGCUAUUUCUCGAGAGAGACUCCCAGAAAGGUAACUGGUGUUGUCACUGACUCAAAGGACAAUGCUCGCUGGGUGCUUACCGGCAAUUGGUGUACAAAAAUGGAGGGAGCACCUAUUAUUCAUGUUGAAGAGUCCAACAAAGGCAAGCCAGUCUUUGAGACUGGCCCGCAUAAGUUGCUGUGGAAAGUUCGACCACCUCCGAAUGGUGCAGAAAGGAUUUACUUCUUCAGUCAACUGGCCAUUGAGAUGAAUGAACCCGAGGAAGGGGUAGCGCCAACUGACUCAAGAAACCGACCUGACCAGCGCCUGAUGGAAGAAGGCAAGUGGGAUGAAGCAAACCAUAUGAAGAUUCUUUUGGAGGAGAAACAAAGGGCUGCCCGGAGACAGAGGGAACAAGAGAUCGAAAAAGCUAAAAAUGAAGACUUUGAUGGUGAAUAUCAAGUGGACAGCAUAAGAAAGGUCACAAGUUCUAGCCAAAUUGAUAUACCUUUUCCAGAAGGUUUUAGUGUUGAUGAAUAUCAAGAUGAGGGCGUAAGUGCAGUCAGAAACACAAAUCAAACUAUUUCACCUUUGCCAGAAGGAAGAGAGAUUAAACCCUAUCACCCUACAUGGUUCAAAAAGGAGAUUGACUCCAUCACUGGAAACCUGAUGCAUGUCUUUACUCAUAAGUACUGGGACUCUAAAAUUAAGCAACAGUGGGACAUGUGUCCUGACAUUUUCUUGUGAUGACUGUGUUUGCUGUGGAAAAGCUGACAAAAUCUGUGUGUGUACUGCUGUAGGCAGACUUGGGGAAGGCAAGGCUGAACUGUUUAAAAAAAACAUUUUUGUUUGUUUAGGGAAACCCAUUCGUGGAUGAUCACUUCCAUUUGUCUUCAUCUAUUAGGCCUUUGACUGUUUCUUUUUUUUAAUUUGUUUCUUCCCUUCAUGCUGUCAUAUUUUUCAAUGCUUUCCUCCUUCACUCCCAAUCUUGCUUUGGAGCGCAGGAUGCUAACAUUCAAAAAUGUGAAACCUUGCAUGGGUUGCAUCCUGUUUUACAUUUGGAAGAGAAGCGAAAUAGCAUGAAAUAAAUCCAAGAAGUCCACAGUCAAGGUUGUUGCAACGUUCCUGGUCAUUUCCAUGUUAUUUUGAAUAGUGUCACGUUUGGGUGGUGAUAUCCGGCAUGAUAUGGUUAAAAGAUGUUUGUAAACAUAUCUUCUCAUUGCAGCACAGAAAAUCUAGGCUUUUGAGUGACUCCUCUAAACUUUAACAUCCAUCAGUAUCUAGGAAAUUCUCAAGUUUGUAUCACAGUAUAUCAAGGGUAAAAUACAGUUUAAUAAUAACUAAUUCCUAUUCAUGCUCAGUGGCUUUGGAAGAAUUACAAAGGGGUAGGGCUGCAGUGAAACAACAGCAAGAGUUGGUUUUCUGCAAGAUGAUCAUUAGGGAUGAAUAUCGUCACUUAUUAUUGCCUUUGCUGACUUUUUUUUUUCAAAUCCACUAUUUGAUUUAAGAUGCCACUAUUUCAUUAUUUUUUUUUAAUUUAAAAAAAAAUUAAAAGUUACUGAAUAAAGGUCUUUUAACUGUACUGAUCUCCCUCUGUUUACCCCCAUUCCUCUUCUUCAGGGGUAGGUUAUAAAAGAAAAUGAGAAUCGUCUUGACUUCUAACCAUUGUCUCCAAUUGCUGCAUGUCCACAUGUGCUCUAUGUGUGUGGGUUCAUGUGUGCAUGUUGGUGCACAGAUGAGUAGAAUUACUGACACUUGUGUUUCUUGGUAUGUGGACUGGGUCAAUAUUCCAAAGUAGUGGGUGACCCUGAGUGACCAUCUGAAGUGACUGUAACCUUUGCAAAGGUGGGGGAUUUCUUUUUUUUUAAUUACCAUCCCUCGUUCUCAUUUCUCGAUCUUAGCAGAUUAAAGAAUUGAUAGCUUUAGUAACACGAAUGCUUAACUUUUGCAGUUUCCCUCACACAAAUUGUGCUGACCGUAUGUUACACAGAUUUUUGUUAUAUUUUGGGGUCAGUGUUGGAGAUUCCCCUAAGAAAUCCUGUUUUAUAUUUGUCCACUUGGAGAUAUCCAAAAUCAUUUUAUGCAAAUAUUAAUCAAAUUAGAGUGACAUAUAAAAUACAUUUUCAUCCCUUAAGAUGUUUUAUUGUUAUUGCAUCUUCAGCUCGUACAGGGAAGAUUAUAACAAGAAUUGAUACUGGGGGUGAUAUUGAAAUAGUAAUGUGCAGGCAUUAGUGUCAUCUGGACAUCUUGAAUGGGAAAAAAAGUUGUCAUAAUUAGUCACUUUUAAAGUUAUUUUAUACAAUUAUCUACCUAUUUGUCAAAUGUCACAUCGGAAAAAAGCUUAUGUGCAUCUCUUUCAUUAUUAAAUAACAGGAAAACUUACGUUUAUAAGAAUGUUUUUUGGUGCUGCUUUAGAACACCUUUGUGACCAACAGUUUUUAUCCAUUUAGUUUAUGGUAUGAAGGUAUGGUGAGCUUGUAUGAUUCAUCAGAUUGAUUUGCUUAUUUAUGGAAAAUAAUGUAUGCAUCAGGUGUAGCAAAGAAACAGAACCAGGAAGUCAGUGAUGCAUAGUCACUGUGGUGAAUGAAGCCUGUGUUUUGCAUUUGAAAUAUAAGAUAUUGGAAUGACUUGAAAAUGAAUUUGUUGUAACUUAGUGGUACUAAUGAACCAUUGACAUUUCAUGAUUUUGUACACCAUCAGAUAACUUUCAAGCACAGUCGCUUAAUGUAAGUGAGAGCAGAGGUGGCGUGUCCGUGUGUAUGCAGUUGCAAUGUAACAUAAAUAGGAAAAUAUGCUUGAAGGAGAAAAGUUUUUAUUUUAUUAUUUUGUGGUGUUCACAGUUUUGUAAGCAUGGCACUGGAAAGGAAUGUUGACAUGCUUUCUAAGUAUGUGCAUGUAUGUGUGCUUACACAGUUACAGAGAAGUGUGAGAGGACCAGGUGUUCUCCCUCGAAGGAGAAAAUUUUUAAUUGCUUCUGCUGUUUGUGAGUUUUUGGAUGUUGGAAAGUAUAAUGCAAACACCUCCCCCACCCCAACACAUAAAUCAGGAAGUGGCUAGUUCUGUUCAUGUGUGAUGAUUUUGAUAUGAACAGUAAACACAGAUAUCAAGUGCUUGAUACUUGUUAUCCAGAGUAAACAGUGUAACUUUUAGUCUUGCAUGACCCCUAUGAUCAAGUUUCUGCACAGAAUUUCCCCAUUGAAUGUAAGGGUUAGUGUCUGGUCUGUUUUAAAUGCAUCACUUAAUUCAGUCUUUUAAGGGGCAUUUGAAAAUCAGCAUCGUGACAAUGAUCAUGUAGGGAGGUGGGGGAUGGUCAUGUAUGUCAUGAGAAAAAGAAUGCAAAAUGUAAGAUUUUUUAAUUUGUAGAUAAUCAUAAGAUCUACUUAAAUAGAUUUGUCAAAUCCAGCAAUGUCUUUGGAAGUGAUUACUGCAGAGAAUAGUCCCACAACACCUUUAGUCAUAGAUUUCAAGACUGUGUACUAGCCAUGGCAUUGUAUCUGCUGUAGCAGACAGUUUGUCACUUCACUGAAUAAUGCUUCAACUGCCAGAAUGUAUGUCAACUCUCAAAGCAAUACUUCAUAAUGAAAUAGAGUAUAACCCCCAAUAUUUGUUUGUAAUUGUGUGACAGCUUUGCAAAGCUCUGAAAUGAGUGGGAAUAUGUUGCAUCUUAUACUGCAACAGUGUCCUCUGUUGGUCAAUUUUGGACAUCUGAAAAUGAUUGUGUGAAAUGUUACUUUGUAUAGGUGUAUGACUUUUGUAGUUUUUUUUAAAAAAAGUCUUUCAAAUAGAAUUGAAAAUUUAUUAAUUUAAUUUGAUCAGUGUGGAAAGAGAAAAAAAAACUGGAUGGUGCUGUUACAGCUUGAGCUUUGUAUUGUAACAGAAUGGACAAUGAGGAAAAUGACAUGAUUUUGUCGGGCUUUUAAAAGAAGAAAAGUGUCUUGUGCAAAGGAAUAUUUUUUGGGAUUGAGAUUGGGGUUGUUGUCACACGCUUGUCAUAUGAGAAACUUGCAGUUUUUCGCCCUACCUUUCCCUCCUCAUAUGGUUCUAUUUGAGUGAAAAUUUGGUGGCAAUGAAUAUUUCCUUUUGUUUUGUUUUCACAUUCUUUCAAUUUGCUCCAUUCAUAGAGCAUUGUUAACAUCGUGGAAAUUGUAACGGCAAAGUUAAAGCUAAAACAUACUGCAAGCUUCAAACUUUUUAAAAUAUGCUGUACUAAAGCCGAAAAACAUUUUAUAGAAAUGUGACAUUUUCACAACGGUUGACAUUCUUUCACACACUGCCUUUUUGUCUCUUCCUUAUCAUAGAGGAAUAAGUUGAAGAGUUUCAACUUUAACGUGAUUAAGGGCAUUAUGCUUCACUUCGAUAAGUAUCUUUUUCCAUUCUGGUGAGGAUUGCUCAUUGCAUGAAAUCAUGACUAAUGGAAAUUGCCAGAAAUGUCUUUUAAAAGAAUAUUUUUGCAGGUCCUAAGCUUGUAGCUGUUGCAUAUGUGGUGCAGAGACUUUGUGGGUUAUUUUCUUUUUGUUUAUGUUUGUACAGAAAGCUACUACUAGACUUGUAUAUCUCUUGAUCAUAGUUUAGACAUAGGUGUAUUAUGUCCUAGGACAGAAGAUUCGAGAAUAUUAAAUGGCAGCUUAGAGAACAAUGGUCUAAUGUAUGUAGCAGAGUUGAUGGGAUGAGACAACUAUUUAUAUUACAUUUUCUUCAUAAGUAAAAAUAGUCCUAUAGAUUUCGUAUGUAAGACUGUGACCAUCAGCAGAGUUGAAAAUUCUUGACAUUUGAUUUUCCACAUAUUCCUUUUGUCAUAUCAAUGUUAGAUGGACAAGUGGAGCCUUUUGUUCCUGUGAUGAGAAAUAACCUUGCAUGCUAGAACUGCUAGUGUUAGUGCCAGAUUAAAAAUUUUUUAAUCAGAUUUGUUAAAGAAUACAGUUAAAAACAAUUAUUUGAAUUUUUUUUUUUAAUUCAUGGUUUGAUUUUGGACAUACUUUUAACAGGCCUCUGAAGUCCUUUUGGGAAAACAUUUGAAGCAAUAGUGUAAGAAAUGUUUCAUUCUUGUAUUUCAAGUAUUUUUAGUAUCUCUUUACAGAAGCCUUCAGGUAGCUUUUUUAUGAGAUUUCCUUAAAAAUGACAUACCUUUGAAUAUUAUUCCCUCUCAAAUGUCCAAUUUGUUUCUCUGGUAAAGUAAUUUCCUUGAGUACUUAAAAUCCCAAACAUUUACAGCUGUAUGGCAAAGUUUUAAUAGUGAUGAAAGUAAAAGAAUUUUAAAAUUAAGUUACAAGCUCUUAUUCAUCAAAAGAAAUGUACUGAAAAGAAAGUGACCUGUAUUCUGUAAGAGUGACAGGUCUGACAUGGACUAAUUGCCCCAGAUAUCAUGUACAAACCAAAUGAUUACCUACAGCUGUAUGUGCUGCACAAAUUAACUGCUUCAUUCAGUACCAUUUUUUCAUGAUUUGGAUGCUUGAUUUGAUUUUUGGUUUGUUGCUUUUGUGUGUUUGGAUUACUUUUCCUGAAAAAUAAUUUGAAAAACUAGUGGUUACUACACUCAAUGUUCUCCAGCUGCAACUGACAGGGUCUUCACCUCACAGGUCUGCUGUGCAGAUGCUGGUAGUUGUCCUGUGGGCUGUAGAAUUGAUGUGUGUUUUGUCCUAAUAACCAUUAUUUGCGCCUGCAUAAUGAUAACAGGAAGUCAGUGAGGUUUGUGUGGAGAACAUUUGGAAACUGGCAGUUGUGUGCAUUUCUGUCAAGGACAUUGGCAGGCAGAAAUUGGAAGGAAGUGUAGAUUAGGUUCUACCGCACUAAGUGAUUUUUGAAGCAUUAUUAGUCUUGUGCGAGUGCUGUAUAGCAGUCAUGUGCAGUGUGUCUUAUGCGAUUAGGAAAGAAACAUUUGCUUUUUUUUUUUUUUGAACAUGCACAAGAGAUUGUGUAUUCUUGUGUGGAAGUUGUUUGGCUUGCCAAGUACACAGUCAAUAUAGUUUAUCAUUACACCAUAGAAGUUGAGGGUUGUAUUAAAUUUAAAAUAUUAUCAUAAUAUAAAACCUGUGACUUGAAGAGGCUGUAUAAAUAUUGCACAUAAA